Messenger RNA from Drosophila teissieri, 1179 nucleotides. RefSeq lists its product as uncharacterized. The transcript has a single exon. The coding region runs from base 1 to 1179 and encodes 392 amino acids. The record is from RefSeq and is a predicted model, not a curated record. NCBI's taxonomy places the organism in Eukaryota, Metazoa, Arthropoda, Insecta, Diptera, Drosophilidae.
AUGGCAGCAAGAAUCGGAAUACUCACUGCAAAUGUAGGAGCAACAGCCACAUUCAAUCGACUAGGGUACGAGGGUACAAUCCCUAACAUAACACUAGUGUCAGAAAACGGCGCACACAAAAUCACAGACUGGAAAGUUCUUGACACCUACAACGGAAGUGACCAUAACUAUAUAACGUUUAACAUAGCAGAAACUACAGUAGCACCGAAGAGAAAAGGGUGGAAUGUUAAGCGGUUGGACAAAGCACGGCUGAUACUAGAGAUCGACGCAAGACAAAACCGACAGAGUGGCGGAGACAUAGUCAACCAGAACAAGGCAACGAUCAAACAAGCGUGCAACGCUGCAAUGCCAAAAAUGGGCAACCCUCGAAGACAAGGCCAAGAAGUGUACUGGUGGACAGAUGAGAUAAAAACUCUCAGAGAAACGUGCAUCAAAAACAGACGCCGCCUUACUAGAGCUAGACGGAGAGGACAGUUUACAGAACAGGAAAGUCAGUUUAAGAAAUCCAAGAAGGACUUGACCACUGCCAUUCGGAAAAGUAAAACGGAGAAAUGGAAAAGCCUCUGCAACGACGUCAAUACUGACCCAUGGGGUAUGGGGUAUAAAAUUGUGAUGAAGAAGCUUAGAGCAAGAAGAACAACACCGGACCUGGAGGAAGGACAAAUGGACCACAUAGUUAAAGCACUAUUCCCCGACCACACAUAUAGUUUUUCUAGAAGUACCACACCAAUAGCAGAUGAACAAGUCGUGCUCUUCACAGUAGAUGAACUACAGAGAGCGGCAAAAACGCUAAAUAGGAGGAAGGCCCCAGGACCCGACAAUGUCCCAGCAGAGGUCCUAACAGUGAUUGCCGAGAACAGACCCCAAAUCCUGCUGGAUAUGUAUAUCCAGCAACGUUUAGUCCUGAUAAGCAAAGGAAAGGGGGAUCCCUUAACCCCGUCAGAUUAUCGACCACUUUGCAUGCUAAACACAGCCGGGAAACUACUGGAGAAAAUGAUCAAGCCGCGACUAUCAGCAGCAAUCGAAAGAGGGGGUGGCCUUUCCCCGAGGCAGCAUGGCUUUAGACCUGGCAGGUCGACCAUUGGAGCAAUACAAGAAGUCGUCAGCCAAGCCCUCAGCAGCCAACAAGGCAACCACUUCUCCAGACCGGUUUCUCGACGUGAAAAACGCAUUCAAUAG